Centropristis striata (black sea bass) is the source of this 2952-nucleotide messenger RNA. RefSeq lists its product as uncharacterized. The record is from RefSeq and is a predicted model, not a curated record. Bases 129 to 1760 code for a protein of 543 amino acids. Lineage: Eukaryota; Metazoa; Chordata; Actinopteri; Perciformes; Serranidae. The transcript is spliced from 4 exons. Gene Ontology annotation, molecular function: GTP binding.
CAUCAGAGAGCUUCGUACAGUCAACAAACAGCUGGGUUUCUCUGCUAGAUCAGUCCUUCUUCCAUGAAAUACUGUUCAGCACAACAGAGAACUCGUAACACCCUCCAUCUUCCAGAGUGUCUGUUACCAUGGAAAUGAACACUAACUCCUCAUCCAAAUUCGACCACAUUGCCUGCAAAGAUCAGAUCCAUUCAGGAUCUCCUACACUCUACCAGCUGACACCAAGAAAAGAGAACAUUGGAACUCUGACAAAAAUCACUCUUGGUGAAAGAAAUCCAGACAAGACAAACAAAACAAUCUUACUUGUGGGUGAAACAGGAACAGGAAAAUCUACUCUGGUCAAUGCUCUGGUCAACUACGCCAUGGGAGUGGAGUGGGAGGACGAUGUCUGGUUUCAGAUCGUAGAUGACAAGGAGGAAAGUCAAAUAGAGAGUCAAACAUCAGAUGUGAUCGUGUACGAGAUCUUUGGUUUUGAAGACAAAACUCUGCCCUACUCUCUGACCAUCAUCGAUACUCCCGGAUACGGAAACACAACUGGGAUCCAAGAAGAUGUCGUCGUCAGUCAACGAUUAUUUGACUUGUUCCGCUCAGAAGAAGGAGUUCAUGAGAUCGAUGUGGUGGGUCUGGUACUGAAAGCCAGUGAGAAUCGACGGAAUGACCGACUGUCAUACAUCUUUAACUCUGUAGUUUCUCUGUUUGGAAAAGACAUGGAGAAGAACAUAGUCGCCCUCUUCACAUACUCAGGUGGAAUGACACCUAAAGAUGCUCUGAAAGUACUUGAGGCUUCAAACAUUAAGCUUGCAAAAAAUGAGAAGAAUCAGCCCGUCCACUUCCUGUUUAAUAACUGCCAGAAGCAAAACAGGUCAGAGAACACAGAAAGCCUUAAACAUGCAGAUAAAGAAACAAUGAAAGGCAUGCGUCUGUUCUCAGACUUUGUGGAAAAAACUGCACCUCAAAAGCUUGAAAACACUGUAGAAGUUAUGAACAAGCGCAUCAGACUGGCAGCUUGCAUCAGCAACCUGCAAGAGAGGAUUGAGUUGAUUGGAUUAAAAAAGACAGAAAUCCAACAGACUCAGGAAGGUCUGAAGAAAUAUGAAGAAGAGAUGAAGAAGAAUAAAGAGUUCACAAUAGAAGUUGAUGAGUCCUACAAAGAUGUAGAACGUAUAGAAAGUAUGAUAUGGUGGGGGGUAUUUUUUCAAGGAGCAGUCUGCUGCAAAAUCUGUGAAGAGAACUGUCACUUUCCUGGAUGCACAAUGGCCCAUUAUCCAGCACACUGUGAGGUCAUGAAACAUGGCCGCUGCACUGUGUGUACCAGGAAGUGUCCUGCAUCAGAUCAUGUUAAAGAAGGCUGGAUGUUUGUAAACAAAACAAGAAAAGUUAAAUUGACCAAAGAAGAUAUGAAAAAGAAGUAUGAAAACAAUAAAGCAGAGAGUAAGAAGAAGGUGAGCCUAUUGGAAAUGCUUCAAAAAGAGAUGGAGAAUCUUGAAGCAAACAAAACAAAGCUGCUGAAUGAGGCAUACCAGCAUGCUGUGAACCUGGAGCAGAUCGCACUAAAAGUGAUUUCACCCUCCACUUAUGUCCACCUGGACUUCCUGAUUGAGGAAUGGGAGAAGAAGGGGGACAGAGUGAAGGUCGAGAAACUAAGACAAAUGUCAAGUAAAAAAGACAAAUGGUUUCAGGCAGCACUGCAGUACUAUUGUAGUACAAUACCUCAAAUGUUCAGAAGGAAGAAAACUGACAAGACGGGCACUGAGGUCUAAUAGACUAUUGACAUUAACCCAUUGAGGCCUAAAACGCCUUUAAAACCUCUGGGCGAUUUUAACAUAACCCCCUAAAACCUGAAGUUUUUCUGGAAAUUCAACAGAAGUGUCAACGCUUCUACUAAAUAAUAGAUUUUUCAGCCUCUGUAGCAGAUAGAAAUGAAAUUCAAAAAGUACUUGAGAGCUUAUACAAAUACUACAAAACGACAUAUCCACUUUCCAGGCUUCAAUGGAUUAAUGCAUGUCACGUAGUCCUGGACUACACCACAGACUGUAUAUAAAGCUGGAUGGAAUGACGGCUCCCAACUAGUGAGGCCAAAACACAUGGACUACCCCUGGUGGAGGGCUGAAAUCAUAGACUGUAUAAAUAAUGGACGUAGUCACUGUGAUGUCACCCGUUGGUUUGUGGCCUUUUUGAGGCAUCGAGUUCAGCGUUUCACUCGUCGCCAUCUUGUUUCUGGAAACAGCGAGCAGACCAUAUUUGGACUGUGGAGGAGCGAGAGGGAUCUGAUGACACUGACUACACGCCUCUCUACCCCUGUUAAUAAUUAUGAGCUUGCACUUAGUAGAAUAAGAAUUAUUGCUUAAAACAUUAACCGUAUAACCCCUGGAUUCCACUGGAUGCAUAACGGCUGCAGAUCCGUCGUCGGGGCCGUUACGCAUCCAUUAUAAUCAAUGUGUGAGAUUCCACCGACUGCAGAUCCGCUGCGUAAUGAGUCCGACGACGCAGGGCCAUCCGACAGCCCUCGCAACACUUGCGCAGAGCUUCUAUUUUUGUCGGACGACGGAGCACGACGCAUAAAUUCAGCACAGAACAGAUCGUUCGGGACAGGAAGUCGUGCACAGACACAAAAUAAAACAUCCGGUAUAUUUUCAAAAUAAAAUACCUCGGGUUCACGGCGGAUCGUAUUUCAUAACUUGAAGACCUGAAAUCAACUGGUUAGAGGUUUUCACUCGUCUUUUCACCCCACUGACACCGCUCACUCCGGUGCUUGUUGUAAACAAACAGAGAUCACUAAGGCUUGUUAACAAGAGGCUCUUGUUAACAAGCCGGCCGACCUCGUUAGCGUUCGUUAAGACGGAGUCGCUGGAUUUGUCUCCAGUCAUUAACGAGGAGAUGUUUAUUAUCUUCCAGUUAUAUCAAUUGAUUAGGCGUGAAUUCGCGAGAUCUCGUGCGUCCUCGGGACUAGGC